AUGGUACUGGAACGAACUCUAGUGCGGGCACUUGCAUAUCCAUAUUGCUUCGAAGGGGCUUCGAUCGAGUCAGACCCUCCACCAUUUUGUGCCUUUCUUGACUAUCCUUUCUCCGGCACCUAUCAUCCCUUCUUUAUGCCUUGGAAUUCAGAACGAGUACUCCCCCAUUGUACGGCCGCCAGCCUGCCUCUUAGCUUUGAUCUACCAUCGUCUUUAGUCGCCAAACGCAGCGAGAAAACCCACAACACAGCCUUUUUACUAGGCUGCACAGAAAUAAUCCGCAACCUGCGAUUUAUGGAUAUUCUACUUGCCGGAUUGCUCGCAAUAUCCGUAGCCGUUUUCGGCUCCCGAGCUUUCCCCUUUCACAUACCAUCAAUUACGGUCCAGCCAAUGCACUCAUCAAGCACCUAUUCAUACGCUGUAAAUACGUAG
This is a messenger RNA of Sclerotinia sclerotiorum 1980 UF-70, 432 nucleotides long. RefSeq lists its product with no specific name. The transcript has 5 exons. Bases 1 to 432 code for a protein of 143 amino acids. The record is from RefSeq and is a predicted model, not a curated record. Lineage: Eukaryota; Fungi; Ascomycota; Leotiomycetes; Helotiales; Sclerotiniaceae.